Molecule: messenger RNA, 600 nt
Organism: Rhipicephalus microplus (southern cattle tick)
Lineage: Eukaryota; Metazoa; Arthropoda; Arachnida; Ixodida; Ixodidae
Source: RefSeq, a predicted model, not a curated record
AUGGCUCGGUGUGACGAGAAGAAGGAGCCAGCAGUCCCGUCGUGCGGUACUCUGAGCGACUCGUCGGCUUUCGACACAGUGGAAAGCGGCCAGACGGCACCCGAUUCGCUUAUGCCACUUCGGGCAAACGGUGGCCUUGCCUGCUCGAGCCUUGGCAUUCCCCUGUGGCCUUUGGUUGCCCUGGUCAGUCUUGUGACGAGCGCCGCAUGCCAGCAGGAGCGUCACUCCCGAGGCCGACCGCGCAAGUUCAUCAGCUAUUAUGGCCACCGGGAGGUACAGGAGGGAGAAAAUGUCAUCAUCUACUGCUUUGCCGAUCCGAAGGCCGAGAUCUCGUGGACAAAGGACGGUUCGCCGUUGCGCCACUGGUCCGCCUGGCAUGGUUACUCCGUGUCGGAUUACAACGUCCAGGACUUCAAGAUAUCCAGGCUGGAGGUGCAGGCUGCCGACGCGGACUUCUCGGGCGGCUACAGCUGCUCGAGAGAGUCUCUCGCCAAACACUUCGUCCAGGUCACGGCGAUGCAGGACUCGAGUGGAGCGCAAACAGACUGUCACGUCCUUGUGAGUGACCAUCACUAAGACAGACCGGACGAAUUUGCAUGU